Leptosia nina is the source of this 1320-nucleotide messenger RNA. The record is from the annotation of a GenBank genome assembly. NCBI's taxonomy places the organism in Eukaryota, Metazoa, Arthropoda, Insecta, Lepidoptera, Pieridae.
AUGGCGGAUCUAAUAACAACCCGAAAGCAAAGUGAAAAUAAAUUUUCGUACAAAAGCAAUGAAGAGCUCUCAAGAGAUCACAUCUCAUUGCACGCGGCGCUGAGCAAUUUGCAAAAUUUAGUAGAAUUGCACAUCACAUAUCAACUACGACGUAUCGGCGUUGAAUACCGACGGGAUCAAUUUCAGUUUACUAAUAACGAUGCUAAAAAUCUAGCGAAAGGGUUGCAAAACUGUAAACUACUAAAGGUUUUUAGAAUUACAAGAACGGACCUAAAUUGUCAAAGAGUAAAGUAUAUCCUUCGUGGCUUAUUAAAUGGUCCUCAUUUAGAGACUUUGGACUUCAGUCAUUGUAAAGUGGGCGAUGAAGGAGCUGGUCAUAUUGCUAAGUUCAUGGCAAAACACGAUAAGUUACGAAAUCUUAUUCUAGCUGAUAAUAUUUUCGGACCAACUGGUAUUGAAAUUAUAUCGCAAGUCCUAAAUCACACAAGCUGUGGAGUGCGCAUGUUGGAUUUGAGACUCAAUAACAAAUUAGGAUCUGAUGGAAUAGCUCACGUAGCUGUAUCUGUUGCUAGGGGGUGUAAUCUUAUAUCAUUGAAUAUAUCGGGCUGCGGAAUCACACCAAUCCCAAUACAAAAGCCACCAGCUGGUGUAUGGUCAGCCAUUAACGCGGCAAAUCCACCGACAUGUGGGGAUCUUUUGGCAAGAGCUAUCGGCUUGGUUAAAACUCCUCUCCGCUCGUUUGACAUAAGCGUGAAUAAUAUCGGAUCGCCCAGUGAUAUGACGCUAUCAAACGCAAUUUGCUUAAGCUACUUAAUAGAUAUUAAUCUUAAAAGAUCUGGGAUGGGCUCCAUUGCUAUGUCCAUCGCUGAAUCAGCUGCUGCAGCUCAGCGACUUAGGAGAGAGUCAGAGAAGGGUAUUCGAUUUAGAAGAAGCGCUGGACGAGUGGUACAAGCCAGACGAGUGGUUAAAGGCAUGAAUAUAGACGCAGAUCCUAUUCUCCUUGCUCAACAACUUUCUGCACGUCCAUCUAUUGUAUCUGUCGCUUCAGAGGAUGGUGUAUAUUAUAAUGUACAAACUCAACCUUUACCGAGAGAAUUUGGUUUCGUUCCAGUCUUGAAAUCUUCCCGCCCACAAUCUCGAGGUUCGUCAGCGACUGGACCUACAACUUCACGUAGAUCAAGUCACCACGUGUUGUUUGAAACUGAUGAGAAAUUAUUUCAAAACAAAUUUGAACGUCGCAAAUCCGAUGGUGCAAUUCAAUCCCCACACGGUCUUCAACAAAUAAAAAUAUAUGUUUCACGAGCACGUGACAAUAUUUAA